AUGAUAUAUUUCAUAUUCCUUUGUUUAAUUCAUAGUGAUAAACCGCUUAAGCAGAAAAACAUAAAACUUAUAUUACGCUUUAAUAAAGUUUUUAGAAGCAAUCCAAUUGUUAGAGAUUUUAAAAGAUUCAAUAUAAAAAAUGAUUCUUUAUCAUCUAACCAUUUUACACUAACAAAAAAUGAUUUUGAUGAUAUCAUUCUAGAUGAAAAAGCGUUAUGCUUAAUUUUUAAUAACUUAGACCUACUUUCUAAAAAUGACAAAUUAAAAGAUGUGUAUAUAGACAAAAUAGCAAUAUUUAAAGAAAAUAAAGAUCCGUGGAUGAAACUUACAUUUAAAAAUAAUAUUGAUAGUACAGGAUAUUUUAGAGGAGAGCAUACUGAAAAAUUUAAUUUAGAAGAAAGCAUGUUUUUUCAUUUAGAUGAUAUUGAUGAUGAAACUAAACGAAAAAAUGUAAUUAAUAUAAAAAAAAUUCUUUUUUAUAUUGCUUUACUAAAAAAUAAACCAUUAUACAAAAUUUAUAAAGAAGAUUGUCAUAUGGAUGCUAUAGAUUUAGUCAUUUUUAAAAACUUAUAUAAUUUUAAACAUUCUGAUGAUUUAAAGGUUUGUGUAUGUAGAGAUAUUGAAUGUACAAUAUGUGAAGGCAUAUAUGAUACGAAAAGAUCUGUCUUAUAUAUAUAA
Molecule: messenger RNA, 678 nt
Organism: Vairimorpha ceranae
Lineage: Eukaryota; Fungi; Microsporidia; Nosematidae
Exons: 1
Coding region: 1-678 (225 amino acids)
Source: RefSeq, a predicted model, not a curated record